Lepisosteus oculatus (spotted gar) is the source of this 6001-nucleotide messenger RNA. The record is from RefSeq and is a predicted model, not a curated record. Lineage: Eukaryota; Metazoa; Chordata; Actinopteri; Semionotiformes; Lepisosteidae.
UAUGCUACAUUGUAUGCAUUUAUCCGUGGCUUUUUGAGAAAUCAGUAGUUGGUUCGUCAGCAGGUGGCGCUCUUUCUUCUGACUCAAGGCACUGGCAGGGAAAUGGGGUUCACUGUUGUGCAGGGGUUAUUUUAUCAUCAGGGCAUAAGAUGAACACACUUUUUAAGAAUAUACUGUAGGCGCAUGAUGUGAAGAUUGAAGCUCAGAGGAAUUGUUUUUAAGUGUUAUUUAAACAGCUGAAAAUACAUUUGACGUUUCUAUUUGUGAAGAUUUGGGAACAGGGUUGUCUGGUAGCAUCAGAAGACUUUCUUUAUAUUCUCUAGCAGCAAAGGAAGUGCAGAGUCACGGGCUGUUAAUUGACAAGCGUAGGUUUGGUUUACUUUAGCAUUAGCAGGGUAAUUAGAAAACGUGUUGAGUAAAGGUUUGAGGUACAUUAUCUGCUGUAAUUUCAUCCUUUGUCUUAUUUCACAAUUAAAGUGUUUUUUAAAGCACAAACGUAAUCACCUCUGCUAUUUUUUCACUGUUUCAAGAUUUAAGCCUCCUCAUCUUCAUUAAGUCAGGCAAACAAGAGCUCUAGCUGCAGUCAACCUCUCUAAAAGUGAGCCACCAAUGGCUGUUACUUUGAUCACAAGAUCUGCUCUGUACUAACAAGAUCUGUACUAAAACCAUUGCUCAACAAUUCAUGUCAGCUCAAAAUGGAUUUUUCUCUCUGGUUUUGCUCAGUGAGGUUUUCUUGUGUGGCACCUCCAUAAUUUGGACAUCACACAACAUGUUUUUCAGCACAGAUUUAAUUAUUAUUAUUUGGCAGUGACUUGAUGUGAUUAAUCUUCAUCAUUCCCUGUGAUGAAGAGCGAUGUAGUUUCACCUUCACUUUUCUUAUGUGGCCAAACAUUUUUGUACGGGAACUUCUCCUCUGUAUUCUGUACAAGGAACUCGACACACGGUACAGAUAUGCCUAUCACUUAACAUAACAUAAUCAAUAAUACCCUGAGUUAACUAAUGCCGAGACAAAACACAGCCAAAGUUAAAAAGCAAAAUCAAACCCCUUGAGAGUUUUCAUUGUUUAAUAAUUAGAUCAAUGCCCGAUGAGGUUCCAAAAGAGUUAUUAAAUUAACCACAUACUGGACACUCAGAACAUCAUUCCCAUUGCCUGGGGUGCCGAUAAAUGUCACUUUGAGCAUCACUCCCUCAGGCUGGGGCCAUGCUGCUCUGGGUAUGUGACAGAGAUACUUUGAGGUAGUGCAAUCAUAAAUACAUCACAAACUGUCCGAUACAAAAAUAGAUCAGGGUGCAAAACACAAUGUCCUCUCUUGCAGGUCUUCCAAUCCAUCCUCCAUCAAGUGCCAGAAUACUGAUUUUGAAACUCAAGCUGGAAACACACAAGUUUCUUUUCCCUGCUCACGUCCCAGUCUGUAUUUUUUCAGCACUUUAAUCAGUGAUAUGAUGAAUAUCUGUAUUUUUUUAUAGGCAAUCCCUACCACCUCAUGAAUAAACUCAUUAGAUUUAAUGACCCGGCACUAAAUUUAGCUUGUCUGUUUAUUGUUCCCUUUUUGACCAUUCGUUUUCGACCUUCCUUAUUCCACUGGUACACCUUCACACCCACACAUUCCUAAUUACAUACUGCGAAUAAUUGUAAUACAUUAUGGAAGAGUGGGAAUCUUCAAUUCUAGGGAUUUGCGCACCGAUUUACGAAUUUCACCUCUGUGCUAUUUGCCAAAUAAAUACAGAAUUCCAGCUGAGGAAACGAUAUGCGCUGAAUGACAGGCUAACAUAAGUGUAAGCUGUUUAAAGGUAAAAUCUAUUUGGAUUUCAAGAAAUGUAAAAACGGGUACUUCAAUAUAAUAUUAUAUACCACAAUUAAUCUAAAUGCACUGUACCAAAACUUCUCAAUACAUUAGCUAAUGCAAUAAUUCGAAUUAAAUAGAUAUUCUCAAAGUGCUUUCAUUUCUAUUGAACAUUAAUUAAACUCUCUGGAAAACUCCCAUUCAGCACAUACAGUCGCACUUCAUACCUUUUACGUUAACGCUAUCAUUAAAAUUUUAUUUUAUAUAGAGCAUGAGCCCGCUUCCAUUUGUUUUAGAUAAAAGCGGUUCCACUUAGCCAACCUUAUCUCAUUACAUAACGUAACAGCAGGAGACUCGCACAAAAAUCUAAUUGCCUGUUGUAAUUAAAUAUUAGCAUCUCAUUUCAAAUGUACUGUAAUUAUUGAGGGUAGAAAUGAAAUAGCGGCACAUAAUCACAUUGACAAAUUUUCAUAGCUGAGAGAGCCGAAACGUUUGAAACUGAUCAUAUGACUCCGUUUUAAUUCCUUUUCUUCUUCGGGGGUGAAACGCCUGUUUAUUAAAAGUGCCUUAUCGGAGUGCGCUUCGUGAAAACAGGGGGUUCUGCCAGCAAAGCUUGUGGUUAUUUUCCUAAGUCCGAUCCCAGACUUGAUCACAUGAAGUAAAACAUUCAUUCUGAUUUGAGCGACCGUACACCUGCUUCUGUUCUCCUCUUGGGAUGCGUUUCAGUUCAUCCGAAGAUUUGCAUUAAUGAGCAAAGGACCACACCGGUUUCUCAGCCUCAGAGCAGCGCUUAGCCCUUCCUUUGAUAACCAGAACGCUAUCAGAAUGCCCUGGCAUCCAACGGGCAUUAAAUCUGCUUCUGGACAACCGGGAGCACCGCUUUUCCGAAAUCGAAUUUAUUCUGCGAUGGGCGCACGCGUGCCGUCGGUGAAGCCGCGUUGAGAGCACACACAGUAGUUUGACUGCAUUUUUAUUUCUUAGAGAAGGGGAGAGACCGUCUCCCGUUACAACAACAACAGGAACAAAAAAAGGCGAAGAGCUCAGCCUUCAGUUUCGCAGGUCUGCUUUCCGGGUGAUUACUGAAGCCUUCGGGGACGGUUUUGUUAGCGGUUGCCUGGAGGCAUCCGCAUCGCUUGCCCUGGAGACUUCCCGGGAAGUAAAGUACUGCACGGACCCGAGAUGCAGGAUUGAAACAGCGGUGUUACUGUACCUCCUGGCUACGCGUCAUACUUUCUCAUCACCGUGUAGUUCUUGAGGCGCUCCAAGAGGAGAAGCAGUCACGGGCAACCACAUCUUUGCAGGGUGGAAUUCGUGCAGAAGUAUAGAUAUGACCUGGUUUACGCUAUUUUUAUCCGCACACCAUGGUUACUUUUCGAAAGCUGGAUGGUCUUCCCUCUUCGUCUAGGCUGGCACACGGCAGCACCACUGAACAAUAAACUCCAGCGGGCGAGGAGACUCCCGAAACAGCGCCGGCCAGAGGGAUAACGGACCUGCGAGGAGCUUUUUUUCUCCCUCCCAGCUGUAUGCUAAUUGUAGCCUCCGCCGAGAAGCUGGUGCUGGGACUAUCUGGGAUACACAUGUCCAUGAAUGUGAGGUUUCCCUGUUUCUGCACCUGGUGGUCUACUCCAGUGGAGCUGCCAUGGCCGACCGAAGAGGACUGGACAGCCUCUGGGAAGCACUGGAGUCCAGCUGAGGACUAAGGCGUCUCUGCGACAGGCCCUGGCCUAGCCGGGUGGGAGGCGGACAGCAGACUGUCGCCAUGAAGCUGCCCUGUCUGUUCUUCUUCAUCUUGCUCUUUGGAGCUGGAGGCCUGGUGCUGUUCAUCCACCUGCAGGACCUGUCGGAGAUGGUACAGCAGCAGGUGCCAGGCUCAAGGUUCAGUGUUCAGAUGAGACAGAUGACAACAAAGGACCUGUGCACUUACAGCAGGGAGGCGGGGAGGGCCGAGCUGAGUCCGGAGGAACUGUCCCGACCCGUCUCCCCGAUGCAGCUCCCAGCCUUCGAAACCAAGACGCCGCCCGCGGCCUUCGGCUCCCGCGAGAGCGAAGGCGACGGCCCCGGCGGCCAGCCCGCCGCGCGAGUCACAAAGCGGCGCCGCAAGCUGCUGAUCAAGAGCGCCCCCCUCGGCCCGGCGGCCAACGCCUCGGCCCCCGGCGCGCCCCCCCCGCGGGCCGACCCGGCCGAGUGGCGCAGGCUGUCCCUGGUCCAGGAGGGCAGGAAGCGGCUGAUGAAGGACGUCUGCGCCAAGUACAAAAGCAGCAGCAAGAGGACCGUGACGCCGUACCACGUGUCGAGGAUCUUCGUGGAGGACAAGCACAAGCUCCUGUACUGCGAGGUGCCGAAGGCGGGCUGCUCCAACUGGAAACGAGUGCUGCUGGUGCUGGAGGGCUUCGCGCCCUCCACCCAGGAGAUCCAGCACAACACGGUCCACUACGGCAACCACCUCAAGAGGCUGGACAGCUUCAACUACAGUGGCAUCUCCCACAGGCUGGAGACCUACACCAAAGUGCUCUUCGUCCGGGAGCCCUUCGAGAGGCUGGUGUCGGCCUUCCGGGACAAGUUCGAGCACCCCAACAGCUACUACCACCCCGUCUUCGGGAGGCCCAUCAUCUCCAAAUACCGUGUCAACGCCUCCCGGGCCGCCCUCCGGACGGGCGCCGGCGUGACCUUCAAGGAGUUCAUGCAGUACCUGCUGGACGUGCACAAGCCCGUGGGCAUGGACAUCCACUGGGAGCACGUCAACCGGCUCUGCAGCCCCUGCCUGGUGGACUACGACUUCAUCGGCAGGUUCGAGUCCAUGGAGGAGGACGCCAACUUCCUCCUGCACCUCACCGGAGCCCCGCGCAACCUGACCUUCCCCAGCUUCAAGGACAGGCACUCGCACGAGGAGAGGACCUCCGCCCGCCUCACGCAGCAGUACUUCGCUCAGCUCACGCCUUCCGAGAGGCAGAGGGCAUACGACUUUUACUACAUGGACUAUCUCAUGUUCAACUACUCGAAGCCCUUUCAGGACCUGUACUGACGCGGGCCGCGCGCCGCGCGCCUUCCUGCACACCCUGCCGCCUGGAGGUCUCAGAGGCAGCUUCUACCUUGUUUGGAGCCUUAAAUUCGAACCUUAACCCGUCGCCUCUCUGAUUUAACAGCAAGAGCUGCCAUGUUAGUGUCUUCGCUGUCCGUUCGGUAUCAUUAAGCUACAUAUUCAGAAAAAAAGUUUUCUUCUGCUUUCACACUCUAUCUUCCAGAAGAUAUUAUUUGCGAUACACACAUAUGGUAAACCACAGUUAUUUAAACAGCAUCAGUGUUGACAUUAGAGUUUUUUUAAAUAACCGAUUGAAUACUUACUCAAUCCAGGGGAUUAUAAAUCAUGGGAGACUGAGCAGUGAGGGGUGCAGCCUUUUGCACACAAGUCUCAAGUAGAAGUCAUCAGCUGUUUUUUUUCUUUGUUUUUUGGGGGGGAGGGUUCGAAAUCUAAACAUCUUACAUCUGGACAGAGCUAGGAAACAUGUUAGCAGCUCGGCUCGUUCCCAGCUCCAGGAUUCCAGGAGUGCCCCCGGCACACCAAACCGGACUACAUCAUCCUCCCUAAACAACACGGGCUGGCCCUUGUGUUGUCAUUUCAGAGCCGACUCUUAGGAAACAUGUUUAUCAACACGGCACCAAACGUGUUCUCAGAGCUCUGGGUACAACACUCCCUACUGGAAACUUAAAAAAAAAAAAGAAAUUCAUAUAUAUAUAUAUUUUUAUAUGUAUUUAUACAAUCAGUGUAGCACAAUCCCAUUAUUCCUUGACGUUUGUGACUCUAACAGUGAAAUACGGUGCAAUUUAUUCUGUCCUUUUGGGUUUUCAGGUGAACUCUGACCACAAACCCAACCAUAGAGUGUUAAUGUACUGCAGUAUUGGAUAAAACCAAGCUAUUUUUAAUGUCAUGGUUAUGUCAAAUAGUUAUACUACUCAAUUAACUGUGGGGAACUAUUUACCACUAUGAUGAGAAUGAAAGGGCAGUUUUUUCCCUACAUAUUAGCAAGCUACAGUAACUAUGUUUCACACAGGAAAUAAGGUAAUAUGAGAACUACACAGUUUUCAGCAUUUUGAUGGCUUGUCUGCAAUUUUCACUUAAAGUACAGAAGCAAAUUAUCCUAUGUAUUUUAAAAGGCUGAUGGUUUAUAUUGAGAAAAUGAAUGCCUGUGUCAUUUUGACCAUUAAAUUGUCAUCACUAU